This is a messenger RNA of Rhizoctonia solani, 2748 nucleotides long. RefSeq names its product importin subunit beta-3. The record is from RefSeq and is a predicted model, not a curated record. The transcript has 20 exons. Gene Ontology annotation, cellular component: nucleus; cytoplasm. Lineage: Eukaryota; Fungi; Basidiomycota; Agaricomycetes; Cantharellales; Ceratobasidiaceae. The coding region runs from base 1 to 2748 and encodes 915 amino acids. Gene Ontology annotation, biological process: protein import into nucleus. Gene Ontology annotation, molecular function: nuclear import signal receptor activity.
AUGGAAUCUGCUAUUCCGCAACAAAUACGUGCCGAACUGGGACAAAUUUUAUCCAAUCUCGUACUGGGAGACAAUGAUAUUCGUCGAUCUGCUGAAAAGGUUCUCAACGACAAAUGGCUCGCGACUCAGCCCGAAAUAUUGUUAUUGGCACUCGCAGAAUUUAGUCGCCAGAGCCCUGACGCACAUAUGCGAGCCUUUGCUGCGAUUCUGCUACGACGACUCAUAUUCCGCCCGCCGCUCCAUCCAGUGCCAUCCCCUCAUCCUCAUCAAGCUCUUGCUGCAUCCAAGACGACUAUCUAUGACCAUUUGUCUGAGGCAACUAGGGGAAACCUCGAAACCAUUUUGCUGGCUGCACUCAAAGAAGAACGGGAUCAGAGUGCUCUCAAGGGCGUCACCGAGACUAUUUGCGAGCUGGCUGUUGGAAGUUUUGAGCGAAAACGCCCUUUUCCCGAAUUGCUCAACACUGCGUCUCAGCUAGCCAAUUCAGGCGACCCUAUGCACAGAGAGUCUGCCUUCCGGAUAUUUACCAACGUGCCUCAUCUUCUUUGGGACCAAAAUCCACAGCAAGUGGUGGCGGUGCUAGAAAGUGCUCUCAAGUCUACGGAGCCAGUUUCGGUCCGGCAUGCAGCUCUCAAGGCAUGCGCGGUUUAUCUUUCCUCAAACGAUCCCGGAUUGCAGAGUCAAACGGUCGGGCUCAUGUACCCAGUACUUGUUGCCUUGAAUGAAUUCUCCCCAGACAGCCAGACGAAGGCACUCGAGACCCUCACCUCUCUCGCCUCGGACCACCGCACCGCCGGAUUAUUCCGCCCUCACAUUGAUACCCUCACGCGCCUCAUGGAACCCUUUCUGAACGAACAGCGGCCCAGCGCGGUGGAUGCCACGGCAACGCCAACCUUGGCAAACCCGGUCUACCUCAAUUUGUUUGGCCACCGACCGUUUAUGGUCAGUCUAACCGAGACCCGUCCCGGAAUUUUCAGGACACCUAUACUACCCGGAGACGACGGUCAGGGGACUACUGGAGGAGAGAUACUUGGAGGUGAAAAUAGUGUGCAAACAGCAUGGGUAUCUACUCUGGUUCGGGCGUGUCUCAAGGGUAUGGGUGAGGUUAUCGAAGAAGAGGGGAACGCAACGCAAGUGGCAUGGGAAGAGUGUGAAGAUCCUUCCGCCAUAGAUGAAGACUUUGGAUAUCCUCAGGUAUUUGAAGGAACUCUUGAUCGAGCAGCGGUGGCACUAGGGGGAAGAGCACUACUUCCGGUCGCAUUCCGUGACAUUCCAGCAAUGCUCGGGUCUCCCGAGUGGGGCGUUAGGCAUGCUGGACUCAUGGCUAUUGCCGCAGUCGCUGAGGGCACAUAUCAGGUCCUGGAGCUUGAAGUAGGCAAAGUUGUCGAACUCGUUGUCCCUAUGUUUGCGGAUCCACACCCUAGAGUUAGAUUUGCUGCAUGUCAAUGCAUUGGUCAGUUAUGUACGGAUAUGCAGGAAAUAUUCCAGCAAAAAUAUACCAAGGAGAUUCUUUCUUGCUUAAUACCAGCGAUGGAUGCACCCGAAGCGAGAGUUCAUUGCCAUGCGGCAAAAGCAAUAAUCAACUUUUGCUGCGGUGUGGAAGCGGACGAACUGGCUCCAUACUUGGAUGACAUUGUCAACAGGCUAUUGCGUCUUCUUGGUAGUAGUCCGCGACGAUACGUUCAGGAACAGGCCCUCACGACUUUGGCCAUGGUCGCUGACGCGAGCGCCGACAAGUUCCAAGUGUACUACCCUUCAAUUAUGCCUUUACUUAUGCAAGCCCUAAGAUCACCAGCUACUCCCGAAACUCACGUGCUACACUGCAAGGCUAUGGAGUGCGCUGGUUUGAUCGGAAUCGCCGUUGGCCGCGAGACCUUUCAGCACGAUGCCACUGAACUAAUUAAAGUUUUGCUUCAAUUACAAGAACAACCAAGCACGGAUGACGACAAUACUCCAAUGUACCUUCAACAGACAUGGUCGAAAAUAUGUCAAGCACUUGGAGAUGCAUUCGAACCAUAUUUGCAAUACGUGAUGCCACCCCUUUUCAAAAGUGCGAGUGUAAAGCCAGAUAUCAAUGUAGUUGAUGACAACGACGAGGUCGCCACACGAGACGGUUUUGACGUACUAGACCUUGAUGAUGGACAGCAUGUGGAAAUUCGGACAUCGGUUUUAGAAGAGAAAAGCGCCGCUUUCGAUGCGCUGCUUGCUCAUGCUUCGACCUUGGGAGCUAAGUUUGGGCAGUAUAUUCGACCUACUCUGGAACUCGCAUUACCAAAUCUCAAGUUUUACUUUUCGGAGAAUGUCCGUGAAGUCAGCGCACUGCUUAUACCUACGUUGGUUAUGAGUGGUAAUUCCACGGGAGUGAUUUCUCCAGAAGAGCUCAAUGCGAUUUUCCUCCAAGUCACAAGGGCCAUUCAGCCAGAAGGGGAUGCCGGAUUCCUCGGGUCACUCUGCAAGUGCUUGGCUGACUCAUUGCUCGUGGUCGGGCGCCAGGCGAUCGUGCAACCAUUAGUCAACGAAAUAUCGGUUGCAUGUAAAGCUCAAUUAGCGGCGCUGGCCUCUCGUCGUGACAUGCGAGCACGUCGACUAAAGCGAGGGCCAGAAUGGGAAGAAGACAAGGAAGACAUGCUUCUGUUACAAGAACUAGAAGACGCUGCGUUAGACGAAAUGGGUAGACUAUUGACGUUCUUAGAUUCCAGUCACCAGUUAUUGAUCGCCAUUGGCUCUAUUAAAGAGAUGGGACUUUGA